Neltuma alba is the source of this 378-nucleotide messenger RNA. RefSeq lists its product as uncharacterized. The record is from RefSeq and is a predicted model, not a curated record. NCBI's taxonomy places the organism in Eukaryota, Viridiplantae, Streptophyta, Magnoliopsida, Fabales, Fabaceae. The transcript has 2 exons. Bases 1 to 378 code for a protein of 125 amino acids.
AUGAACUCCGGUUAUGCAUUCUCUGGUCGAUUUUCACUGAACACAAGCGAAGUUCCAGGCUAUGAGAAAUUUAGAGAAAGAGGGCUUCAAUUUCGAGCUGAAUUGACUCAACUCUUUGGGUCUGUAGCUGCGACUGGACCACAGUCAUGGGCACCUUCUUCCAUGACACUUCCAAGCGAAGGAGUUCCUGAAAAUGAUAUGGAAGAAGGAUUUGGAGAUAGUGAUGAAAUUUUGGGGGCACCAACUGGCAUAAGCGGGGAGUUUAAUUCAGUCACAUUCAAUGACAAUAGUGGAGGAAGUGGAGGCAACACUGGAAUGAGACAGGAAACCAUUCGUGGGGGUAGAAGCACAGGUGGUAGUCGACUAGUAGCUCAUUAG